Molecule: messenger RNA, 394 nt
Organism: Paramecium primaurelia
Lineage: Eukaryota; Ciliophora; Oligohymenophorea; Peniculida; Parameciidae
Source: the annotation of a GenBank genome assembly
AUGAGAAAUGGUUUUGUAAAGUAUAAGAAAAAGGUUCAAAGUUUAAUAGAAAUAUUAUAAGUUUUAUUAAGCUACUGUAAAAACAGGUUGUUUAUUACUAAAGAUUUCAUAUUCAGAUCAUUUGCCUUAUUAUUUAAAUUCAUUUAUAAGUUAUUUAAUAGGAUAUUCAGUCAUCUAAUCAUAUUUUUAUUUUAAAUUGAUGCUCCUUUGAAUACAGAGAUAGAAAAUAAAUCAUUAUAUGAAAGUAUUUAAUAAAGAUAAAUUAGAUAUUGAAAUUUUGAUAAAGGAUUUCUUAGGAGAAGAAGAGAUCUCUAAAACAUCAUAUGAACACUAUUUGAAAAUGACAGAGAAUGAUAAAGUAUAUAAAACAAAAUUAACAAAAAUAAUUGGUUGA